GGUGAGAGUGGGGUUGAUAGGAGGCAAGAGUCUGUCAUGGCGGCGCGCACCACCGCCAGGCAAGCGGCAGCUCGACAUCUUUCCUCGUCGCGUGUUACGCGCUUCUGUAUCUCGGCUUUUCUUCGAACUACGACUUGGUUCUUCGUCGAAAAGGACAUUUCGCUCGCAGGAUAUUCACGGAUUGGUGUUUUCGAUCGAAGCUUUGCGCGAGUGUGAGAAGCGUUCUGUGCUCUUCGAUUUUUCGUUUCUCCUUUUUCCUCUCUCUCUCUCUCUCUCUCUCUCUCUCUCACUCUCUCUUUCUCUCUCUCCCUCUCUCUUUCUUUCCCUCCUUCAGCAGUGGCACAACUUGUGAUCAUUUGUUUUGUGCGAUCAAAUCGUUUGUGAUCUGUAUAUACCUGAGAGAGACACAGAUGAUCCAAAAACCAUACACGCGUAUGUGGUCCCUUUAGAAUCUUCUUAAUGGGAUCGAAAAAAGGAAAGGCAAGUGUCAAAGGGUUGGUUGCUCGAAGUAGAUAUUUCCAAAAGAGACGAGACAUUUUUGAAUAAGUCAAAACGGUUGCUGUGUCGUGGGCUCAAUCGAUCUUGAAGGUUGUGUCUUCCGAAGGUCGCUUCGAUACUCCCACGGAAUUUCCGCAUCGCGCUUUGGAUCGAACUCCGCUCGCGUCGUGCGUGACACUUUGCCUCGACAAGAGCCCAGCACUGCUCUCUGUGUGUAAACUUUUUCUCUAUUUUCCCGACGACCAUGCCAACGUCGUGACGAGCUGGUGGAAGAUGUCGCGUAGCAGUGAGUCGUUUGAUUAAACAGACUAAUCGUCGUAAUUGUUUAUCAAAGGAUACUUCAGGACAUUUGCGGAUCUGAAGAAGUUGAAGUGACAUCGGCGAAGAUAGGCGAGGGUGGCCAUCGCGGUUGGACCGAGUUGACAGCGGCCGAGUCUCUUCAAAACGGAUUAGCAGGAGUAACAAUGUCCUAGCGAAGGCAGGACCUCGUCUAGACCGCUCCCCCUCGUCCUGGUCCAUCUCUUCCGAAACCUGAACCCUUGCUAAUGUUGUUGUCCUAAGCCAACGCGUACCAAGCAAAUUUUACCCGUGCUGUCGCAUUACAUACACACAUACACGAAUACACACGUAUACCUAUAAACACAUAUACCGAACUCGCUUUCGUCCUCUCUCUCUUUACCAUCUCUUUUUACUUAUCAUUCUUUCUCCAGCUUUACUUUUUUUUCUGCAACACUCUGCUGCUUGUUACGAAGAAGGGGAAAUAGAGAGAAAGAAAGGAACAUAGACGGACAAAACUAAACACGCACAGAUAUACGUACAUAUCCAAAGACUCACACGCACAUAGACGAGCGCGAGUUUCCCGAAUCCGGCCAAGUCCAAAGUCCUUAAUCCCGUGGGGCUCCGCCCGCACGCGAAGGAACCACACCCCGAAUAGAGAAAGAGAGAAAGAGAGAGAGAGAGAGAGAGAGAGAGAGAGAGAGAAAGACAGACAGAUAGAGAGAGAAAGAAAGAAAGAGAGAGAACGAGAAGAAAACUCAAGAUCCGGAUUUAACGUGCUCCUUGGUGAUGAUAGCAACACGCUACGGUGGUUAAGGUGGCUCUCGAGGAGAAGCUGAAAGUGGCGAGGAGGAUCGUGAAAAUCGGCAAACGAGGCGGGCGAUCCGGAGAGCGGUAGUGGCGGCGGAGCGGCAGGGAUACUAUGGGAGCGGGGGUAUGGGGGGCGGAGGAGGGCUACAAGCCACGGACCUCCGGCGAAGGCUCGAGUCCCAGUCUUGCGAACGAAAUUCUUCUGAGAAUCCUCUUUCCCUAAGGCAAGAUGGUUUCUACGUACCUGCGGAGAAUGGCACUUGCGAGGAUGAGGACAAGGCUGAGUUCGGAGCGAUUCUCGUUUCCGGCCAGCCAACGUGUACAGGUUCCCGGACGUAUAAACGUCGAGAGAAAGAGGAGGAUACGGAAGAGAGAAGAAUUUUGAGGCGUGUAAUAGGAUCCGAUGGCUCCUUCCACGGGAAGCUGAGGUUUUCCACGAAAAGUUUCAACCGCAUCGAGAAUGAGGCGGAAGCGACGACGGAAGGGGAAGGUGAGAGGAAGCAGCGACUGCGAUGGUGUCGCAGGGACUUCCGGCAGAUUGCGGAAGUGGCGACAAGGACUUUGCUUUUGGGCAUCGUGCUCCUCGUCACACCAGGACUUUGUCACCAGGACGCGGUGCACAUAACGGCUAUAUUGGGAGAGAGCGUUGUCUUCAACUGUCAUGUAGAGUUCCCUGGUGAGCACCCAGUGCCCUACGUUCUCCAAUGGGAGAAGAAGGUAGGCGACAAGGGGCAGGAGAUACCGAUAUACAUAUGGUACGAGUCGUAUCCGACCCACAGUGGCGAAGGUUACGAAGGUCGCGUCUCGAGAGUGAGCCCAAAUUCGAAUUAUGGAGUGGCCAGCCUAAACCUUACAAACAUCCGUGAGAGCGAUCAAGGCUGGUACGAGUGCAAGGUCGUCUUCCUCAACAGGUCGCCUAACAGUCACAAGAACGGUACCUGGUUUCAUCUCGACGUCCACGCGCCACCCAGAUUUAGUAUAACGCCCGAGGAGAUGAUUUACGUGAAUCUGGGCGAUGCGAUAAUAUUGAACUGCCAAGCCGAGGGUACCCCGACGCCUGAAAUUCUCUGGUACAAGGAUGCAAAUCCUGUCGAACCUUCGCAAACCAUCGGGAUUUUCAACGAUGGUACUGAAUUGAGAAUUGCUACUAUCAAGAACGAGGAUAUUGGUGAUUACACUUGCAUUGCGAGAAAUGGAGAGGGUCAAAUCAGUCACACCGCGCGAGUCAUCAUUGCAGAUCGAGCGAAUACCGAUAUGGAAAUUCCGGUAACCACAGUAUCAGAGAAUACCUCAAAGCGAACCAGUAAUUUGAUGGUGUUGUUAUAUCGGCAUAGACGCUCGAUACGAUCAAAUAAUCAAAGAGGAGCCGUCAUUAUGGUACCGCCAUCAAAUCAGACGAAGCUCGAAGGAGAGAAGGUUCAGUUUUCUUGCGAGGCGAAAGCUCUUCCGGGUAACGUGACGGUACGUUGGUUUCGGGAAGGUGCACCCGUCACGGAAGUUUCGUCUUUGGACACGAGAGCUUCCAUCAGGAUGGACGGCAGCCUUGUCAUUAGUCCUGUCAGCGCCGACGACUCCGGUCAAUAUCUCUGCGAGGUCACCAAUGGCAUUGGCGAACCCCAAAGUGCCAGCGCCUAUCUCAAUGUCGAGUAUCCAGCGAAAGUCACAUUCACGCCGACGGUUCAAUAUCUGCCCUUCCGGCUUGCUGGUGUAGUUCAAUGCUAUAUCAAGGCUAAUCCGCAAUUACAAUAUGUAACGUGGACGAAGGACAAGCGACUCCUCGAGCCUUAUCAGACGAAGGAAAUCGUGAUAAUGAACAACGGCUCCCUGCUGUUCACGCGAGUCAAUGAGAAUCAUCAAGGAAGAUAUACCUGCACUCCAUAUAACGCUCACGGCACGCAGGGUAGUUCCGCGCCUAUGGAAGUGCUCGUUAGAAAACCACCGGUUUUCACACUCGAGCCCGAACCGAUUUAUCAAAAGAAGUUUGGCGAGACUGUGGAAAUGCAUUGCAACGCUCAAGAGGCGGAAGGCACGCAGAAACCUACUAUACAAUGGCAGAGGAAAGACGGUGCUCCGAUUCAACGCAACCGAGCGAAAAUCAACGGCGGUAAUCUGACGAUCGAAAGUCUCCGACGAGCUGACUUUGGGUUUUAUCAUUGUAUCGCAACGAACGAAGUUGCUACAAUUUCCACUUCGACGCAGCUGAUCGUCGAGGGUACCCAACCUCACGCGCCUUACAAUGUCACUGGCAACGCUACAGAAUUUUCAGUAACGUUAAAUUGGUUACCUGGUUACUCUGGUGGACCUGAUUAUAAACAAGACUAUACCAUCUGGUAUAGAGAAGCUGGUACAUCAGAGUGGGAAAUGAUACCUGUGACACCAUCAGGAAGUACAACGGUUACGAUCAACAGACUGACACCGGCUACGGUUUAUGAGUUUCAGGUUAUCGGAAAAAACGCUUUGGGCGAUGGAACAAUGAGCAAAGUCAUCACCGUCAGAACUCUCGACAUCUUAGAUUAUAGUACCCUCAUAUUACCGACCGAUUCUACUGGAAAUCCCGUCUUCCCGACAAUCAUAAGGCCGAAAGGACCGAAACCAGGUCCACCGAAAAAUCUCACAGUGACCGAAAUCAGCAAUGGCUUUCUGAUUACUUGGGAAGCUCCUACAGAGCGGAAUCAUCUCAUUCAACAUUACACUAUUAAAUACAAAACGGACGGGCCCUGGAAAAAUCUCAACAAGGGACAAAUCCGUCCGGAGGAAACAAGCUACUUGGUGAAGAAUCUGGUCGGUGGUAGGACGUAUUAUUUCCAAGUAUUCGCCAACUCAGCGACAAAUUUUGGUGCCAGCGAUCAAGUGAAAUUUCCUGUGCCUGCUCGUGUGAAGCAUAAGGCGAUCACGGCCGGGGUUGUGGGUGGUAUUCUUUUCUUCAUCGUCGCCAUUAUCCUGAGUAUUUGCGCGGUGAAGAUCUGCAAUAAGCGGAAAAGACGAAAACAGGAGAAAGAACUGCUUUCAGCGUAUAACAUGGUGACUUGCCGGGUCACUGACACCAGGAAUGGCGCAGGGCAGGGGCCCCAAGGAACAGUGCCUUUGAAAAAACCUAGAAAAAGCAGAGUACCAGGUCUAAAUCUCCUACGGGAGAUUCUGAGUCCAGACACCCCGGACUCAUGCCGCGGUCGUCCUCUCGGUAAGAUCUCUCGCGCGGCCGACGGCCGGUUCGUCGUGGCGGAUUCGGUUCUCAGUUCGGCGAACAACAGCAUCCUGGAUGCAUCAAGCAGCGACGACGGUGGCUUUCUGCCUAAGCAACGGCUCAAGUCCUCUUGGCGACGUCCCUUGGUCGGCAACAGUCAGCUGAGCCUGAGAUCAUCGGGUAGCGGUGUCUCGAUAGGUGCUUUGCACGCUGCUCAUCAUCACCAUCAGGAUGCGGUGAAUUCAUUGGCCAGGAUACCACCAACGAUCUGUACCAUAUCGUCGCCCAGAUUCUUAGCGAGUUCACCGAGCGGUCCCCACGUACCCUGGACGCCGUUAUACUUCAGCGAUCUCAGCUCCGUGAGACAACCAUCGUCAGGGGAAAGAUCCUUCCCGACCCCUCCAAGUUACCUUCAACUGCGAACCGUUCAUCAACGUUACAGCCAAGAGCUCCCAUCUUUGAAGGCGAUCCACGCCGAGUCCAGAAGAUUCGUACCCGUUCAACCUCUUGCUACCUCGUCUCCGCCUCAAUCCGCUGGUCGACCAAGGGCGAGACUUCCACCGAGACACGCCAGGCACGCCAGGUCGGCGCCUGAACUGGCUGCGUCUCCGGAUUUGGAGACCUCGCCUGAAAGUAGAUCCAGCAGUUCGGGUUUCGGUAGCAAGAACACAUCUCAACAGAAUCAGAGCUCGAGGAGCGGAAGCACGGUGGCUGAAUGGAGACCACCACCUUAUAGGCCACCGCCGCCUCCUCUGGUUGGUCGGUGGUUGGAGCUUCAGGACCAGGCGAAGGUCGGCCACUUGAAGAAUGCCGUAGAUGCUGGUAGCGUAGAUGGACACUACGAGUUCGAUCCUGCCUCCUGUACGCCUACACCUACCUCUGCCUCCACUCCUACUAGAGAGGAAAGACCACCGGUUCAUCAAAUACACGCCAUCCAUGUGCCGCACGUUCAUCAGGUGCACACGGUUCAUCAUCAACCAUCGAGAUACAGUAGGGAUAAUAUCGAGGCCAGAGUGCAGGCCAUGAAGGCCGAAUUCCAUCAAUUUAGGCAAAGGCAGGCUAGGAGAAAGCAGAGCACGCACUUGGAAAGCGCUUGUUAAAGCUCUUCAAAGAAAACUCGUCAGGCUGAACGAGAAUUCGACGAUCAAGGAUGAUUCGCAUCGUGGUGGCGUGGUACGAUUAGAUACGGUCCAAUACCCGAAAACCUAGUAACGAGACAUUCCCAUUGAACGGAUAUAUCGGAGGACCAAGAAUCUGUCGCGGUCGAAGACAACCUGGUAUGCGUGCUUUCCUUUGGGAAACCCUUCGGCAUUAAGACCAAUCGUCAAGGCACAAACAACGAGAAUCAUCAUCGCGUAACGGUAUCGAAGUAUAGGCGCGUUUUAAAAAAAGUCAAUUCCGCUAGCCAAAGCAAUCCUCUCCGACAUUAAGAGAGGGCUGUUUUUACGAGCGCCAAGCUCAGAAUACAUAUGUUUCCCUCGAUCACGAAGAACAACGGAGUAGAUACGAAACGUUCAGACGUUCGCGUCUUUUUUACGAAUAAAAGAAAACGCAAAUGAGAUCAUCACACCGAACGAGUUUCUCGAGAUCGCCUAUCGGCAGAAGACGAUCCAACGAGGAUGAAAACAGCGAAAAUGCCUAUGGUCGAUGAACGUCAGAUGACGUACAAAGACGGAAGAAGAAAAUUGAGGAAAGAGAAAAGGGAAGAGUGUUGCUGGUUGCGUUCCGCGAUAAUAACAACCGCGCCUACGUCCAUACCGAGUGGACCGUGAUUUUUAACAUAAAGUAAAUAAGAAUAACAAAGAAUCAAGGAAUGCACCAAAAACGCUGAGGAAGGAAGACACGAAGCGAAAUGGACAAUUUUUUUUUGUAAAGCUCAGUGAAACUGCCCCGUGGCUAUGAGUCGCGCAAAAGGAUUGAUAUCUCCCGCUGGCUCAAGAUUAGAGGCGAGUCAUUAAAACAUAAGAGAACGAGAUCGACGAUGAACAAAAGAGAGGGAAUAAAACGAAGAAGCGAAAGGGAGGAGGAAGAGGAAUAGAUAGACAAACGGCAUGACACUCCAAAGAAACUGUACCACUGUACGUGCUCCGUAUACCUUUUAACAAAAAAAAAAAAACGAAACAUUAAGAUUAAACGUAAUCGUACGCUGUAAGUACUAAGUAAUGAAACUAAAGCAAAUGAAAAAAAGUAAGAUAAUCGAAAAAAAUAACGAGAAACACACGCAAAAAAGUACACACACGCAUAAAUACACAGACACAUUCUCAUUACAUUACGAAACACGCGCGUACACACGAAGACACAUUAAAACAAGUCGGAAUAGUACAGUAGAUCCCCGUAUAAUGCGGGUUCAUAUAACAAAGAUUCAUAUAACACGAAUUCAUACAACACGAUGCAAAAAUUGUGGCAGUAUAACACGAUAACUAGGAGGAUCUGCCUCCUAAACCACCAGUGAAAACGCAUCACUUUUUCGCAACAGGCACGACCGAUGUAGUUCGAGUUAAUCGCUUAUACUAUUUUAAAUAUUCCUGCACAAUGUUUAUCGUUUUUGUUGCAUAUUUGAAUUUGUAUAAAUUUUUUAAUUUUUGAAAUGCCCGCUUUUAAACCAAAAGACAAAUUGAACGUAAAUUUUUCGUGGAUCUUCAUAGCUUGUAAUCUCAGUUUUUAUAUAAAUUUCAAUGAAUCAGUCUAACCGUUCAGACGGUAGAGUGGAUACACAGACACGCACACACACAUACACAUAUAUUUAGAUUUUGAUAUGAAACGUAAAGAUCCAAAUGGGUUUUUGGAUAUCUCAAGUAGUCUCGGAGAUAAUCGUCUGUUACACUUUUCGCUAAUAUCGAGAGCAUAAGUAACUCCCAGCGGUCGUGCCUAAAAAGUAAUUAUAUCGAUGAGCAAUGGACUCGAAACGUGAUAUUAGGCCGAAGCUUGCCUCGAGGUUGCUUAAGGACUCACUCGUACUGCACUGCCUGUUUAGGGUUUCGCUAGCGACCCAACAUAUUAUCGGCACAAUAAUUUUUCUUAAGUAACUUAAAAAGAAACGAGAAGUAAAAAUAAUGUUCUUUGAAUCUACGCGCGCUCGGCCGGCGCGCAAAUAGCGCAGAAUACGCAUGCGCACGCUCGCACGUAGUGCCGCCAGUCGGAGCUGGUGCGACCUCGCCGAUAACACGGCGGCUAUCUUGGAGUCUCGAGGAAUAGCAUUAAUUAGCGUCCAAUUUCGAUUCAAUUAAUUACGAACGAUAUCGUCGAAACUCGAAAUCAUUUUUCCUUCGAUCUUUUUUCCUUUAUCUUUUUUAAUUGCAUGGCGAUUAGAAAUGAAUCGAACGAUUCUGUCUUUUCGUACGACAUAUCGUUCCUCCGUCGCGACCAAAUCCUUAAAGAUGAAAAAAAUGAUAGAAAAGAAACUGGAGGAGGAAAAAGAAAAAGAAGAAGAAGAAGAAGAAGAAGAAAUGACGGUCAUUCUUCUUCGUAAGGGCGGAAGAACGUGCGUACAUGCGUGUGUGCAAUCACGUCUAAAUUGCCGAUCAGCCGAGAUAUUAGCGCCACCGAGGAGAGAUAAAAAAGAGAUAUUAAUUAUUACGCGCGAACGUGCGUAUCACGCGUACACCGACGCGACGUAUAAAUAUAUAUAUAUAAAUAUAAAUAUAAAUAAAUAUAAAUAUGAAUAUAAAUAUAAAUAUAAAUAUAAAUAUAAAUAUACGCGAGGAACACCACGUCAAACACAAGUACAUACACCCGCAUACACACACACGUACACGCACACCGAAAGGGAGAAAAACAAGAAGCGUUUGUAGAAACGCAAAGGAAAAGUCCCAGAAGGAAGAAAGUGGAAGAAGAAGAUAUAAAAAAAAGGAAGAGUGCAUAUUGUUUCGAAUUAUCUCUAUGUCGAGGUCGAAGGUCGGAAGUUCGACCGAGAGAGUACGCGGGCGAAUAUAAAUACGGUCUAAAAAACGAAAUGAUCGUUGUGCGUCACUAGAAUUAUAAUUAUGAUUAUGAUUAUUAUUACUAUUAUUAUAUAACGAAAGAAGGACGAAAGAAAGGUUCGCGAUAAGACGAUACGUUCCUUCAGACGACGCCUUUUGCGAUUUUUCAAAGUCAGGUUCGACGAGAAGCUAAUCGACAUAAUAAUUUCUUUUCUCACGACUCUUCUUUUCCUAUUUAUCUGUCAUCGAUCUCUCUUUUCCUCGCAUUACCAAAAUAUCCCGAAGACUCCCCAGGUCAAAACCGCACCUGAAGAACCUCGACUUCAACGUUUUACUUUUUUAUAGUACAAACAUUUAUUUAUAUAUAUAUAUAUAUAUUAUAAAUACUUAUAAGAGGGCACUACUCACGAUUCAACUAUAAAAAUGCGACGAAAACCACGAAAGAGAAGAGUUGGUAAUGAAAAAGGGAAACGAAAAAGGAUCGACUCUCUCGUGGUUGAAUAGAAUUUUUUUUGUCAAAGAGGUAAAGUGCGUGUUUGCCAAAACGUGCGAAUGUAAGUGUGCGAAUGAGGGAAAAAAUAGACUUUGUGUAUAUUGUCAGAGAAAUGGAAAGAGAAACAAAUAAAAAAAGAGCGAACGAACGAACGUAAAAUAGGGAAGAGAAAACGGCGGGAUGAGAGUAGUGAGAAAUGCCGGAUGACGCGAAGUGUACCAAUAUUCUAAAGUAAUUCUAAUGAUUGACUUAAUAAUUUGAUAAUUAAUUGAUAUUGUAAAUCGUAACGACGUAGCGUGUAGUUUAUUAAUCAACGAGAAUGAUGAAAACGCGCCGAGGAAUCGAUCGGUAUGUCUGUAUUUUGCGAACGAAUGGUGGGGGUGGAUUUUGAGAGGAUGCGUUUUAAAGCAAAAAAGAAGAAAAAAAGGAAAGAGAAGAAAAGGAAAUAGAGAAUCAAAGGAGACUUUUUUCAAUAUCGAUAUUUGACGAAAAUUCGAUUUCAUUUAAAAAGCACUCAAGUGUUUGUUGCUGGGAUGUCAUAAGUGUUUAUUACCAUGUAAUAUGAAAAAUAAGCAUUCGUGGUAUUCCAAGGUUCGACCUAGUCACGAAGACUAAACUUUGAAAAUUAUGAGAAAAUGCUUAAGAUCAUGGAAUCGAAACGAAAUUUCGAUCUUUCUCGAUUUCUCAAACGAAUUUGUUUAGAGUACGUGCGCGCGCAAGAUGGCACCAAAUCAUCACACUUUUUUAAUACCAAGUACUUUGUACAAAUCGAAUCGUCGUUACUCGGGCCGCGAUCGUUCUCGCGUUGUCUUCGUUGACAUCGUUAGAGUACUCGUGAAAGAUCGAAACGAAGUUUUGCGAAUGAAUUAAAAGGCAAGGAAAAAAGAAAAAUAAUUAAAAACGUCGACCUCUUCUCUCCCCUGCUUAGGCCAUGUUUUUCUUUUCCAUAUGUGGGUAGGAAAGGGAAUUAAAAAAAAAGCAAGCGAAGAAACAAAAACCGUGACGUAGUCGUAUAAGUAACGUGUAGAUAUAUCAUAGUUAGAUACAACGAUCUCAAAUGGACACGCUAAAUGUGAAUGGUCGUAAAAAACGAAAAGGAUAGAAUUAACUAAGAAAAUCUGAAGGAAGCCUCGCGGUUAUCAUGGAUAAAAGAAAAAAAAAAGAAAGGAAGAGGAAGACAAAGAGCGAUAGUGUGUAUGUGCGCGAGAGAAUGAGAAACGAAAUAGGGUUCAGCAUGAAUGAAUCGCGACGUCUUAACGAUCGUUAAAAGAAAUAUGGUUGAAUCGUGAACUUGCGUAAAACGUUCGACACCCGCCCAUCUUUUACUAAUAUACACAUUCGUUGGCCGAGCGAGAAGUUAAGCUUCAUUUUUGUACGUUUUUACGUUUUCUUCUCUUUUCGCGAAGUCACGUAGUUGCUCGACGUUACACACAAAGAAUGUACUUUCCGUUUAACGAUUAUUCGAGUCUCUAUAAUCUCCUCACGUUCGGAACAAACCGAACGAGAGAUAGUUUAAAGAAAAUAAAAGUAUCGUCGACGGUCUCGUAUGUUAGUUGUUAAGUUUUUCGAUCUCCAUACGAGCGUACCUGACAGCCAUUGGGCAUACCGAGAAUUUUCUUCUCGAUUUUCAAUCGGCAAAGUUGCAAAUUUUUACAUUUAUUUUCUCGUCGUUCGUUCGUUUAUACGUCGGCGUAGAUCUUGAUCAGAACGAUAAGCGUGACACUCGGUAUUCUCGACUUACAAAACCCGAAACGCUUUCGCGGAAUGGAAGACCGUAAUCGAAAAUCUAGCUCGGUCGUUAUCAAGAUCGCGAUUGAUCAAGGACGAUGCAACAGAUCGAGACGAGUAUCUCGACGAAGAACUGUAUUAAAAAAGAGAGAGAGGAGAAAAAGAAGAAAAGAAACGAGAAAGAAUAGCUAAUGGCUCUCGGGUACUAACUCCGAUACCGAUUUCGCGACGAUACAAUUAAGCAUCGAAUCUCGAAUAUUUUCAUUCUCGACGCGAUACAACGAAGUAUCGAUCGAGGAACGAUCGUCGCGUAAUCGGCAGGAGAGAAAAGAAGUUGCGUGGUAUUAAAAAAAAAAAUAAAUAAAAAAAUAAAAAAAUAACAAAAAAGAGUAAUAAAAAAAAAAUAAGAAAAAAUAUCAAGAAGGGAAGCGAAUACCUUUCGCGCGUUUACACUUGUAUACAUACACAUACACACAGACAGACACACCGGCGAACGAAUCGUUAUUGCGUUUUUUAGUAAUUAAUCGCACCUAAAUAAUUCGUAAGAGAAUCCGUCGACUCUCUUUUUCCACAGUACAAGAAACAAUGGUAUUUAAGAGUUUUCAUUUUAGUCGCAAAACUUUAUGGAUAAUCGCAUAUAUAUUUCACGCGCACGCCGUUGUAAAACUUCUUAAAAACCCUUCGCAUAAGCGGCGUAUGAGGUGAGGAAAGAAAAUGGAUCGAAAAAAGAAAAAAAGAGAACAAAUCUACCUACUUCUUGUAAAACGCGUAAAACGCUCUUCUUCUGUAACUCUCAAUCUCAGUCCGUCUUUUCACUUUUCUUCGCUUUCACGGCGAAAAAUCACCACCUUCCGUCGUCGUUGUCGUCAUCGUCCUGUUCAUGCGCGCGCGCGAACACACGCUCAAUCAAUUUCACACCUUGUCUUUUCUUUUCUUUCUCACUUUCUGCGGUGAACACGAACGAGGAAAACCGAAACGAUCAAAAAAGGAAAAAGAAGGAACAAAAAAAAAUGAAACAAUAAGUAAGCGAUUAACCUCUAUGUUCACAUUCAACAAUCCCGUUUUGAUUCGAUCGAUCUAUGCUUUCUCGCGAACUCCCCGAGAACUCCAAGACGUACUAACUUAGGACAAAUUGUAGACAAUUUAUUAUUAAAUAAAAUGAAAAAUAAAGCGACAUUUGAAACGAAA
This is a messenger RNA of Vespula vulgaris, 12097 nucleotides long. Its product is annotated as protein turtle-like. The record is from RefSeq and is a predicted model, not a curated record. The coding region runs from base 1711 to 5868 and encodes 1385 amino acids. The transcript is spliced from 17 exons. Gene Ontology annotation, biological process: axon guidance; homophilic cell-cell adhesion; dendrite self-avoidance. Gene Ontology annotation, molecular function: cell-cell adhesion mediator activity. Lineage: Eukaryota; Metazoa; Arthropoda; Insecta; Hymenoptera; Vespidae. Gene Ontology annotation, cellular component: plasma membrane; axon.